GAACGUCAGUUUGUCUCGCGCGCAGCUCUGAUUGACAGCUGUGACGUGCGCUCGCGCGGUAUUGUUUUGUGCGAGAUGUCAUCUAAUUUAAUCAGCGAAAAAUAUGAUAGUAAAUUGAAUGGUUUGAGUGCGUUUGCUGAUAAAAGUUUUGCACCUAUCAAUGGAAGGUAUAGGUCUAAAAGUUUGUCUAGUGAUAAAUUUAUGGAUAAAUUGAACAAAAGCAAUGCAGACCGAGCGGCAAUUUUGGACGAUGUCGAAUCUCACCAUAUAACUGAUAAAUUGGAGACUCCAGGUUGUUUAGUGUCCAAUAGCAUAAUGGAUCAAGGAGCGCAGCCUACAGUGAACUGUUUCAAAGAUGGCAAAGCAUCAUACGGCACAGAAAGCCCUGCGAGGGGACGGCGCGUCAUAUUCUGCGUACAUGGCAACCCUUCCACGGGCUGCUGCGCGGUCAUCGAGACUACAGCGGACGGCGACGACAGGCGAAAUGGCAGUAUUAGCGAAGUUGAACGGCAUUGUCACAAAUCUCGAAACGAAGAAAUAGACAAAAGGGCGCGAAGGAAACUCAUUAUAGCCAGUGUGUUGUGUGUUAUAUUUAUGAUAGGAGAAAUUGUUGGCGGGUACAUCUCAAACAGUCUGGCCAUUGCGACCGACGCGGCCCAUCUCCUCACUGAUUUCGCCAGUUUUAUGAUAUCUCUCUUCUCGCUGUGGGUCGCGGGCCGGCCGGCUACAAGGCGAAUGCCCUUCGGCUGGUAUCGUGCCGAAGUGAUAGGUGCCUUAACCUCAGUACUUCUGAUAUGGGUGGUGACCGGAGUGUUGGUUUACAUGGCGGUGCAGCGAGUGAUCAAUCCGGACUUCGAGAUAGACGCAACAGUAAUGUUGAUCACGUCCGGAGUGGGGGUCUUGGUCAAUCUCAUAAUGGGUCUAACGUUACACCAGCACGGACACUCGCACGGCGGCGCCGGACACGGCCACUCGCACGGGACCAGCAAUCCUGUACUCAACAAUAAGAAGGACCGCUCGGAGGGCUCCGACGCGGAGAGCGCGUCGUCGGCGCCGCACGCGCUCGCGCACGCGCACGCUGAGAACAUCAACGUCCGCGCCGCCUUCAUACACGUGUUGGGGGAUUUCCUACAAAGCUUCGGAGUGUUUAUAGCCGCUAUAGUCAUUUAUUUCAAGCCGGCGUGGGUUCUAGUGGAUCCAAUCUGCACAUUCCUGUUCUCUGUGUUAGUUCUCAUCACCACCUUCAACAUCAUCAAGGACGCCUUGUUGGUGCUCAUGGAGGGGUCUCCGAGAGGGGUUGACUUCCAGGAAGUGGCCAAUACUUUCCUGUCACUCCCCGGAGUGGUCCGGAUACACAAUCUCCGGAUGUGGGCGCUCUCACUGGACAAAACUGCGCUAUCUGCCCACUUAGCUAUCAGAACCGGAGUGAGUCCACAGAAAGUGCUGGAGCAGGCCACGAGGCUGGUGCACGAGAAAUACAACUUCUUCGAGAUGACGCUCCAGAUCGAGGAGUUCAGCGACGGCAUGGAGCAGUGCAGCCAGUGCAAGAUGCCGCAAGCCUGAACUGCAGGUACACAUGGAUAAUACAGCCUGUCAAUAAAUGUGAAGAAAAAUGUUUUUUUUUGCCAUUGCAAUACAAAAUACAAUAGCUUAAGCCGGGUCCGCGGCGUCGUGUUUUCGUGUUAGCUAAUACAAAAACAUUGUUUAAAAACAUUAGGGGCGUGGCCUAACAGUUAUGUUAGGAAAAUAACAAAAACAUGUUUUCCGAACCGAAUUCAAUUCAAAUUCAAAUCAUUUAUUCAGACAUAAGACCUUCACAGGCGUCCUUUUUCACGUCAAUUUUUAUAUUAAAUGGCAUUUCGGAACUACAUCACUGCUGAGAAGAAAUGCCGAAAGAAACUCAUUUGAACAGUGUUGGUCCCUAUUAUGCCAGAUCGGCUUACCAUUAUUGUUUCUUUUUUUUUCUAAUAAUAUAUCAAAGUACAUAGUCAAAAAGUAUAUCAAACAGGUUAUGAUAUACACACGGUAUAUAUAUAUAUAUAUAUAUCGUUUCUGUGUUUCACAUCGAUAUAUACACAAAAAUAUAUGAGGAACGAGAUGAGCAGUUCCCCCUGGCAGCACCCGUUCGACCACUACAGUGAGCGUGAGGGGGAGGGACUCAUUGAGUAUUAUCGCGCACUGCAAUAGGCGCUGCUGCACCCGGCUUCCGGCUUGAGAUUGGUUGAUACACACCUAGUAUUGCCGGCCAACAGGGGACAGUCGACCUCAUUUUAUUCCUUCACUUUCUGGACAGACUGACGUUCGUCUUCGUCUUCGUAAAGUCGACCAUUUUCAACCUCCUUUGCUUGAAGUCUGUUAAAUAUAUUUUUUUGAGCUAUAGGUACGUGUGUGUAUACAGAGUUGACAUUGAUUAUUGCGAAAUAUUAUUAUAUGAGGUGAUUGGUUUCAAAUGUAUGGAGUAAAGGUUGCUGUUAUUUGUCAUUAUAGUACAAAUAUUGUAAUUGUUAUUUUACAUUUUAUUUAAAAUAUUACGAUUGUCGUACCUUCAGAGAAACAAUUCUUCCAAAAACGUAUUUGAAUUUUUAAUUUAAUCUUUCGCCCAACAUCUUCGAUGUGUUUUGUUUCAAUAUUGUAAUCUAAGACUAAUAUAAUUUAAAUAAAUAAAUAUUUUACAAGAUUCUACGGUCCCCGAGAGAGAAAGUGCUACAAAUCAAUCCACUAAUAUUAUAUAAAUAUUUAUAAUUAAUGUGUGUUUGUUUUUCACGUCAAAACGUAGUAUUGGAGUUAGGUGAUUUUUAGUGUGGAGAUCCUUAAAGAGCUGUAGUGGCAUAUACUAUGUUUUGCUGCGAGCAGAAUCGCGGGCAUUGACAUAGUUUAGAUAUAUAUAUAUUUAUGCUAGUUAUUUCGGCAAAAAUAGAUUUAUAUUUGCCUUCGCAGCGUAAUUUUAAUAAUGUUAAAGGAAAUUCUUUACUCAACUAUUUUGAAAUUAUGAAUACAAUACUAAUAAUCUUACUUUUUCUUCUUUUGUAAUAUUUAUUUUAUUUAUCUUUUUCUACUUUCUAUUAUGUAUUAAUAAUAUAUAUUUCAUGGAAGUAAAAAAAAUCGAUGAAACACAUUUCACAUAUCAAAUUAUUUGUCCAAUAUUAUGCUACCUCUAUGUACUGUUAUCCCUAUAUAAUGAUAAGUAGAUGAAAGAGAUAGAAACAACACCGGAGUAUUGAAUGUCGCUCUUAAAUAAUUAUAUAAAUAUUGAAAUUGAAACUAUUUUAAAUCAUAAAUUUAAAUAUGAGGGUAGACACAGAAAUGUGUACUAAGUUCCUAUUUUACUAAUCUUCCUUUUAAAUUGUUUAUAUAUUAAUUGUUCGCACACAUUCUUAACACUCUUUUAUUCUCCGUUUACUGUUUACAAAGUUACUGUUAUUCUUAAAAAUAUUGAAGCAUACAGCCGAAGUAUGUUUGUCUCGUUCUAUCAAUGCUAAAUUUUAUAAAGUGUGAUAGUGACAAAUAUAUUUCAGUUUAAAGUCGCUGUUAUUGUUAUGAAUAACAGGGUAAUCCUAGAAUUAAUUAUUUUAUUAUAGAAAAUGUUUAAGGCGAGGUUAUAAGCUAGAUAAGCUCGAUUUAAACCGCAUAUAGUAAGUUGUUCUUAAAAUAAUACAUUGUUAUCAUAAUAUAUAUUUUUUGAUAAUUAUACAUAAGUGAAUGUUUUUGAUGAGUUUAGCCUACAUUGUCGCCUUUAUAUAUACAUAAAUCUGUAUGUGUAUCAGUGAUUAUUAUAUGUUCACUAUCAAUAAUUAUAAUGUUACCUAUUGUAGCAAAAAUUUUCGCCCUUAUCCGAAAAUAGUUGUAUUUUUGUAUCAUACUGUUACGGAUAGAUUUUGGAUAUCAGAUAAUAAUAAAUCACGGUUAUUGUUAAUGAUUAUCAUUAGUCAACUAAGAUAUAUUUAAUUACAUACAUAUUUUAAUGUGUAUGCUUGUAUCAAGGAACCAAAACAUUUUUAGUAAAAUAUUUAAGUAUAAUUGUGUUCUAAUUAAAUGUAUAGGUCCUUUUAAAGUACCUAAGUAUGUACCGUAUUUAUUUAAAAUUUUAGCAAAUACACAUAAAAUGCUUUAUAUAUAAAGUAUUAAUUUAUUUCACCAAAUUUAACCUACUAUUACAGAAAACAUAUUCUAGUACGACAGGAUAACUUUUACAUUAUUUGUGUAUAACAUAUAUGUAUUUAAAAUUGUGAAUUCAGUCAGAGAACAGGAGAAAAUGUCAAUUUUCUCGGCCACCAAAUUAAGCACGCGCAGCGUUCGCGUCAGAGGUAGGUAACAAUAUGUAGACAAUAUACAUAACAGAUUAUCUAGAAUGCUAAACUAUUUGUGCUGUAGUAUGCCCCAUGAAAGAAGUCUUGCAAUCAUAUGUGAAACUAGCGAAAACACGUAGAUAAAACUGCAGACUUCGUUGCCUACAUACAAGAAAGAGAAAAGCAUAUUAGAAACAUACGAGAAGAAACGAGACAAAGCGCUAAUAUCAUUUGUGUGUUCGUGUGCCCGAUUUUACAAAACCUCCAUGUUAUACAAAAGUAGUUUAAUAAAUAUUAUGGACACCACAGAGAUCGAGUACCACCAAAGUGUGUUAUAUGAUACUAGACUCAACAAUAAAUAAUAUUCAAGACCCAGGUCAAUCUGAAAAAGAUCAUUUUCCAUCUUGACCUGACCGGGAAUCGAACCCGCGGCCUCCACGAGCCCGGCGUGAUGACCAUUAGGUUAAGGAGGUCUCUAUCUCAUACGGUUUCGCUAGUUCUCUUUAUUUUUCUUUGUCUUGGCAAAAAAUAAUAAAAUUAAUUAAAUUGUCAGCGACUGUAGCGCCAUCUGCGGGACUUUUGUGGCGCAUAUUCUAGUUUUUAUACAUAUUUUCAAUAUAUUUGCUCAAUGAUAUUAAAGCAUGUAUUUCUACUUUAAAUUAUGUAUUUAAACUUGUCCCUUAUUUUUGGGAUGUAUUAGACGUAUUUUUAUGGAAGUAUAUAGCCUGUGUGUCGAUAUAAGUGUACAUAUGUAUUAAAUGGUAUGAUAUUGAAGUUGGCUAUCAACAUCGUGUCUUCCGAAUGGUAGAUAUAAGUGUCUGGUAUAUGUUGAUUGAAAAUAUAUUUUGGAAAAUGUA
Molecule: messenger RNA, 5143 nt
Organism: Plodia interpunctella (Indianmeal moth)
Lineage: Eukaryota; Metazoa; Arthropoda; Insecta; Lepidoptera; Pyralidae
Product: proton-coupled zinc antiporter SLC30A2-like
Exons: 10
Coding region: 76-1563 (495 amino acids)
Biological process (GO): zinc ion transmembrane transport; response to zinc ion
Cellular component (GO): plasma membrane
Molecular function (GO): zinc ion transmembrane transporter activity
Source: RefSeq, a predicted model, not a curated record